Molecule: messenger RNA, 1583 nt
Organism: Puntigrus tetrazona (Sumatra barb)
Lineage: Eukaryota; Metazoa; Chordata; Actinopteri; Cypriniformes; Cyprinidae
Gene: zglp1
Product: zinc finger GATA like protein 1
Exons: 5
Coding region: 193-1311 (372 amino acids)
Biological process (GO): regulation of transcription by RNA polymerase II; spermatogenesis; oocyte development
Cellular component (GO): nucleus
Molecular function (GO): zinc ion binding; sequence-specific DNA binding
Source: RefSeq, a predicted model, not a curated record
CACUCACAUCUGCUCACAAUCACACAAACUGCUCCUCUUCCUCCUCCUCCUCCUCCUCCUCGGCUCGAGCCGCUGCUGCUGUUCGAGGAGCGCGCGCGUGACGCGUGCAGAGCGCGGGAGAUUCACUGAUACUUUGUAGCGGCCGCUGAGAGGAAACCCUGAGAUCUGAUACACCUUGAGCGCUGAGGGAACAUGAGCUCUCAUGAAGAUGUGCAGCACCAGCGGGUGACCCAGUCCACCAUCCUCCUCCUGCUUCAGGAGGCCACCAAACUCUGUCCUCCUGCGGCCGGCGAGAGCUGGACUUCUGGGGCGUCAGAGGAAGCAGACGGCGUCUCGCUGGUCCUCUCGGGCCGUGAAGAGUCUGACCGCGGCAGCGCCUUGGACGUGAUGCGUCUGAUCAACCAGCAGUGUGAGCGUCUGCUGCAGACCGAGGACAUAGCUCCGGUCCGGCCCCGCUCACCGGUCGUCACGGAGACAGAGGUGAUGUUCAGACCUGACCCCGAGCGGCCCACCGCUUCCUGCGGCGCCGCCCCGUCUGACCCCUGUUUCUCAGUCCUGUACGAGCUCACAGACGCAGAGGAACUCAAAGAACCUGGAGAUCUCGCCGAGCUCAUAAAGACACACACCGCAGAUCACAUCGGCUCCAGUGAGAAGACAGAAGAGCCGCCUGUGCUGCACGUCGAGGGCUGCUCUAGACAGGAGGAAACUGUCGUCCCGUCCACAGGAAGUGAUUGUCCUCUUGACUUCACUUCCUGUCUGCUGUCCGAGCGAGACGCUGAGAGCCCGUGGCUCUCUCCGAACGCCUCUGAAAGCUCCUCGCGGCAGACGGACCUCAAUAAUAACCUCCUGGAGAACGUGAGCAAGGACCGCAGACGGAAGCAGAGCUGUCCCGAGCGCAGCCCUGACCCGCAGGACCCCGGCGUACAGGGAGUGACCUUCAGCAUGACCCCGCAGCUGGACGCCGGCCAGAGCCGACUGCUCAUCACCUCCAAAUACAGCAACGAGAUCCAGAGCUGGAGGAGAAACAGAAGCAACCGCAGCCGGACUCAGAGGAACAGCAGCUCAGAGGAAGAGAGUGACCCCUGCAGCCUGUCCCGGAGUAAGGUGUGUGCGUCGUGUCGGACGAGGAAGACUCCUCUCUGGAGAGACGCUGAAGACGGGACGCCGCUCUGUAACGCCUGCGGGAUCAGGUAUAAGAAAUACCGUGUGCGCUGUCAGCAGUGCUGGAACAUCCCUAAGAAGGAAGCGAACACUAACUCCACGUGUCUGAAAUGCGGAGACGUGCUGAAGCUGAAGUGCAGCAGCUGGUAGGAAGAGUCUGAUUCGUGAGAGUCUAAGAACUGAAUCAUUCUCUCAUAUGACCAUUGGCUCAUUAAUUUACUCAUUCUUCUUGUUUUGUGCCAACAUAUUUAAAGCUAAAUAUAUUUAUUGAUUUGUGUAUUUUCUUUAGUCACAGUCUCUCUGAUUUGUUUCCAGUGUUUGUGUUUUUGGAGGUUUUCUGUGCUGGACUGAAAUAUUAAAUUGUAUUUAUGAUCCUCUGUUGUCAGUGUUUUUUUCUGAACUAUGAAGUGAAUGCUUUAAUA